Messenger RNA from Ichthyophthirius multifiliis, 624 nucleotides. RefSeq lists its product as hypothetical. NCBI's taxonomy places the organism in Eukaryota, Ciliophora, Oligohymenophorea, Hymenostomatida. Gene Ontology annotation, molecular function: protein heterodimerization activity; DNA binding; structural constituent of chromatin. The record is from RefSeq and is a predicted model, not a curated record. Gene Ontology annotation, cellular component: nucleosome. The transcript has 2 exons.
AAAAUAAAAAUAAAAAAAAAUAUAAAUUAAAAAAAAUAUGGCUAGAACUAAAUAAACUGCUAGAAAAUCAACUGGUGUUAAAGCUCCAAGAAAAUAAUUAGCUAGCAAAGCUGCUAGAAAAUCAGCCCCAAUAUCAACUGGAGGAUUAAAGAAGCCUCAUAAAUUCAGACCAGGAACUGUUGCUUUAAGAGAAAUAAGAAAAUACUAAAAAACAACUGAUUUGCUGAUUAGAAAACUCCCAUUCUAAAGACUUGUUAGAGAUAUUGCUUUGGAAAUGAAAAAUGACGUUAGAUUUUAAUCCUAAGCCAUCUUGGCUUUGUAAGAAGCUUCCGAAGCUUAUUUAGUAGGACUUUUUGAAGAUACAAAUCUAUGCGCUAUACAUGCAAAAAGAGUUACUAUAAUGACUAAGGAUUUACAUUUAGCUAGAAGAAUUAGAGGCGAAAGAUUUUGAAUAACUUAAAAAAAAAAAAUUGAACAAUAUAAAAGAAAAUAUAUUAAAUUCAAUAUAUUAAUUAUAUAUUAUAUAUAUGUUUUUUAUUAUUAAUUAUUUUUACAGUUUUUUAUAUAUUUUCUUUUCUUUUAAUUGAAAAGAGUUUUUUUAUAAUAUAAAUAUGUUUUUUAAAA